AUGAGGCAGGCAGGAGUCUACUCCGGCAUUCUCUGCGGCAAAAACGGACCUCACUCCCUGCCAUUAUCGAGAAUAAAGAAGAUAAUGAAGCACUCCGGCGAGGACGUGAAGAUGAUCUCCUGCGAAGCUCCCCUCGUCUUCUCCAAAGCCUGCGAGCUCUUCAUUGAGGAGCUCACCAUGAGAGCCUACAAGGUUACCGUUCAGGGAAAGCGCAGGACCCUCCAGAGGGAGGAUAUCGCCACCGCCAUCUCCGCCACCGAUGUCUUCGACUUUCUCCUCGAGAUGAUUUCCGCUUCCGUCGCCACCACCGCCACUGACGACGUAAGAGCCGCUGCUAAGAGCGCCUAA
This is a messenger RNA of Phalaenopsis equestris, 348 nucleotides long. RefSeq names its product nuclear transcription factor Y subunit C-2-like. The record is from RefSeq and is a predicted model, not a curated record. Gene Ontology annotation, biological process: regulation of DNA-templated transcription. Gene Ontology annotation, molecular function: protein heterodimerization activity; DNA-binding transcription activator activity, RNA polymerase II-specific. Lineage: Eukaryota; Viridiplantae; Streptophyta; Magnoliopsida; Asparagales; Orchidaceae. Gene Ontology annotation, cellular component: nucleus. The transcript has a single exon. Bases 1 to 348 code for a protein of 115 amino acids.